CGGCCGCCAACCUGAAACACAAACGAGCGAAAUUUUAAACGCCAUUACAGACAUCCCGAGUUUCCCGACUUUUUUUUAUUGGGAUUUCCCCAGUUGAACAAUCCCCACCGCGGCGCACAGAGCUAUGUAGGAAAUGUGCUUAGGUUAGAAUUAUCAAAAUAAAGCAGUCGCAGGAUUUAAAAAUAAACAAUGUUGAAAUAACUUCUUGCCACCUAUCAAACACGCAGAAAACGCGUUUUCGUGCGAUGAUGAACCGAGUAAUCACGUCUCUGGGGUAGGAAAAUUAUAUAACACAACAGAUCCACAACAGAAAAAUGCCAGGAAAAGUAAAAGUGAAGAUCAUCUCAGGCAGGAAUCUGCCUGUGAUGGACAGAUCCAGUGAUACAACUGAUGCCUAUGUCGAAAUCAAGUUGGGUACAACCACUUUCAAAACUGAUGUGUGCAGAAAAUCACUACAUCCACAAUGGAAUUCAGAAUGGUACAGAUUUGAGUUGGAUGAUGCUGAAUUACAAGAUGAACCCUUGCAAAUCCGCCUCAUGGACCAUGACACAUACUCUGCAAAUGAUGCCAUAGGCAAGGUAUACCUAGACUUGAAUCCCCUGCUCUUGCCUGUCACUAGUCUCCUUGGAAAAUGGAAUGAUGGUGGAAAUUCCUGUCAUGAAGGCAACAGUUCAGUAAUGAGUGGCUGGAUACCAGUCUAUGAUACAAUGCAUGGCAUUCGUGGUGAGGUAAAUGUUGUAGUCAAAGUGGAACUCUUCACAGACUUCAAUAAAUUCAGACAAUCAUCAUGUGGGGUGCAAUUUUUCUGUUCACCUGCAAUCCCACAUGGAUUCUAUGCUCAAGUAAUUCAUGGCUUUGUAGAAGAGCUAGUAGUGAAUGACGAUCCAGAAUAUCAAUGGAUAGAUAAAAUCCGCACACCUAGGGCGUCGAAUGAAGCACGACAGACGUUAUUUUGUAAAUUAUCCGGCGAAUUACAGCGGCGUAUUGGUUUAAAAGCAUUGGAAAUGGGUGGAAAUGCUGUCAUUGGUUAUAAUCAAUGUUUUGACUUGGAGGGCGAGUCGGGAAUCGUCGCCAGAGGCAUAGGUACUGCUGUAUCUCUAGUAAAAAUCAUGGAUUUACCAUCGCCGUCACCAAACAACGAAAACAUUAAUGACGAGCGCGCACAGAGUUACCUUAAGUUUCUCGGCUCGGCGAAGGGCUUUUAUCUCAAUAAUAAUUCUAAUAUAAUUACUGACAAGCUCAAAUCCCAAUUAUAUUCAAUCCCAUCACCGACCGCGUCUUUCCGAUCACUGAAAGCUGAAAAACGCAUCCUUAAACCGGAAAUAAUGCCGCCAUUUCUCACGCGACACUUAUCCGAUCGCGAAUUUAACUAUCCAUUACCCAUCGGUCCAGAAUCCAUGAUGCAACACAGUGUUUCCCUUCAAACUUUACUCAAACAAGAAGAUCAGAGAGGAAGAACCGGGUCUGGAAUAUCCCAAAGGUUUAGGAAUUUAAAAUACACGUCACAGAAUAUGAUCACUCGGAAAAUGACCGCGUUGAAAGCCAAGUUGGGUAAUGACGACAACGAAAGUGAGGGUAAACGAAUUUUGAUGCGAUACAGACGUACGCAGAGUGAUAAUACAGGCAUGGCGGAGAUUCUAGUGCGGUCUGUGUUCCACGCCACGACUAGUCUUGAUUGUAUAGCUGAGUCUCCGAAACCCAGCUCGGAUGAAGAGAUCAGGGAUAGAUCUUUUCUUUCGUUACCAAGUCCCAUUGCAAGGUCAUCACCUGCAUCGUCUUGUAAUUCAUGCAAUGAAAGCUCUUCGAGUGCGGAUGAUGAUGAUGAGGAUGAUGACGAAGAUGAAGAGGAAGAAGAAGCAACUGGUGAUGUUAUCGGGGAGUUGGAUACAGUCAGCCAUAUUGUGGAAACUGUUCGGAAACUAAGCAUGAUCCAAACCCCGAUUGAAAAUGAGUUGGAAUACGACGAGAAUAAAUUUUUAUUCGUGAUUGGUGACGCGGAUGACCAACCGGAUGUGUCUUUCGAUGGGGAUCUUGAUGAUGACGCUAAUUUGUUGUAUUAUCAAGAGGCAGAUGAUGAGAAAUCAUCGGAGGUGUUCCUCCCGCAGUUUGCGAAGAGUUUCGAAAAGAUGCGCAAAUCAACCACGGCGAAUUCAUUAUCCGGCGUGGAUAUACACCCCGAUGAGGAUCAGAAGCCGCUGAAUAAGAAAUUCACAUCGUUGCAUAAUUUCUACGCGUCUGAGUCACGCUGGAAUAAGUAUUCCGCGCACGGCGGGAAGGAAACCGUGCUGGGGGAGUUGUUUCGGUGGAUCGAUAGUGCACAUCCGCUGUCGGAGACGGAUUCGGAAUUUGAUAGCCGCAUGAGUGUUGCUGACACUGGACAAGAAGCGUCAAGUGUUAAGACAUCGCAAGAUUUCCCUAAGGACAAUGUGACAACUGAUCUUUCAAAAGAGGAUGAGAAUAGUGCGGGGUUAAAACGUACAAAGCCGUUGAAAUUGUUUGUUGCGCCUCAUGGGGAGGACACAAUCGAGAGCGGAAUUAAUAAAACGAAAGAAACGACGAAAGGGUUUCUACCCAAGAAAGUCCUGCAGGUUUUACAUAAAUUAGAUUCCAAAUUACAUCACAAAUCAAAAAAAUCUAAGAAAAAAGAAUUAAAAUCUGAGAAAACUACAGAAAGUCAUUUUGAAGCACAUCCGCAGGUUCCACACCUCCCUGGACACUCCCAUGUCUUAGAUUUGGAAGAAUCUGAUAAACAUGGACUUGUAGAUAGUCCUUCCAUGAGUUUAUCACAUAUUUCCCAACAAUCUUCUGGAAGUGACGAGCAUAAACACGGAUUACUGCACAAAUUAAAAGAGGGUAAAGAUAAACUCUUGCAUGCGCCUGCGGAGUUACUCCAUCGACUGGAUUCGAAGAUUCAUGAUCAUGGUGCGAUCAAACACGAACAUGGUUUAUUGAAUAUUGCAUUGGGGAAUGUCCUGAUGGAUACUAUGCAGGAGGUUUUGGUUACGUCACAUACAGCCUCACCAAAUGAUAAACCACCAGAGUUUCCGCAUUUUGAAACUCCUUUGGAAGCAGAAGAGGUCAAAAAAGAAGUUUCAGGUGAUCAAAAUAAAAAAUUAGAGGAGACUUUAUCGGAACACUCUGUAGGAACUAAUGGUCAUAAGCAUAGUCUACUUGAUAAGUUAAAAGAAGGCAAAGAUAAACUGAUUCAUAGUAUAGAUACAAAAAUUCAUCAUCAUCAUCAUCAUCAUGAAGGGGAAAUAAAAAAUGAACAUGGUUUAUUAAAUAUUGCGCUGGGGAAUGUUUUAAUGGACAGUAUGCAGGAGGUUUUGGUUACGUCACAUACAGCUUCACCAAAUGAUAAACCACCAGAGUUUCCACACUUUGAAACUCCUUUGGAAUCAGAAGAGGUCAAAAAAGAAGUUUCAGUUGAUCAGAAUAAAAAAUUAGAGGACACUUUAUCGGAACACUCAGUAGGAACUGAUAGUCAUAAGCAUAGUUUACUUGAGAAACUAAAAGAGGGUAGAGAUAGACUCCUACAUGGCCCCAAAGAGUUGAUUCAUAGUAUUGAUACAAAAAUUCAUCAUCAUCAUGAAGGGGGGAUAAAAAAUGAGCAUGGUUUAUUAAAUAUUGCACUGGGAAAUGUCCUGAUGGAUAGUGUACAAGAUGUGCUUGCGACUUCACAUACAGCGUCACCUAAUGAUAAACCACCGGAAUUCCCACAACCACAAUUCGAUUUAGAUAAAUCUGUUGAAGAACCACCUCAGACCCAUGUUCCGCAUAUGCCUAAUCAUUCUCAUGUACUAGAAUUGGAUGAUUUGAAGAAAGAACCUUCAAUUGAACACCAUGAACACCAAGAGGAAACUUUACCAGAAUAUUCAACAGCAAAUGAUGACCAUAAACAUGGUUUACUUGACAGAUUAAAAGAAGGCAGAGAUAAACUGUUUCAUUUGGGUCAACACCAUCAAAAUGCAGGAGGGAUAAAAAAUGAACAUGGUUUAUUAAACAUAGCCCUCGGAAAUGUCUUAAUGGACAGUGUCCAAGAUGUUUUAGCUACGUCAACACCAAGUCCCACAGCGGGUACACCAGAAUUUCCUGUAUCAACCCCAGAACUUCCUCAUUCCCAUAUUUUGGAAAUAAACCAAACUGAAGAAUCAACAAAACCCGAUGAAACUGCAGAUCGCAGGCAUAGUAUCCUCGACAAAAUAAAAGAAAGCAAAGAUAAACUCCUUCUCAAAAUAGACAAUAAACUUCACCACCCAGACCCAGGGAUCAAAAAUGAACACGGUCUCCUAAACAUUGCCCUAGGAAAUGUCCUAAUGGACAGCGUCCAAGAAGUCUUAGCUACAUCAUCUUCACCAACCACAGAAUCUCCGAAAUUUACCCCCACUCCAAAAUCCCCAGACCUGCCUACGACAUCUUCUAAUUUACUAUCAGAACAAACUGACAAGCAACUAAGUACUAAUUCUCUCGCCAGCCGCCCGCUCAACACGCAAAUUGACGGCGGCGAUCAUGAUUGCAUUAAUACAACGCAUGCUUGCUUAACCACCCCUAGGCACGUAGAAACCACACCGGUACCACUCAACCCCACGCCGACCGCAGCCAGCGACAGCCGUAAUGGUGAGAAUGGCCAUCAACGCACGGAAUCUUUAGGCGUGCGGAUUGCUCACUCGCCUGCCAAACUCAACGCCAUACCCUGUAUACACCGGCGGUCAUCUGACUCAGACCUGAGUAUUACACCUAAAGGAAUCCUGAGGAAAAGAAAUAGUCUGACUGGAAGUGACCGUUCGGGAGGAUAUUCGAGCGGGCAGUAUAUGCGCGGCGCCAUGUUGCGGACGACGCGACCACAGGAGAAUUUCGACAUAAUGGAAUAUCCUUUUCUCACGCUCUCCAAGUACCCGCCGGGAUUUAUUGCGCACAUAGGUGGUUCUGUGAGCGCGCGCUCGGUGAAACUCUUAGAACGCAUAACGAAUCUCGAGGAGCCUGAAUCUCGUGACACGUGGUGGUCGGAGAUCCGCAUGGAGAUCAGAUCCCACGCACGUGCACUUAAUUGUAACGCUGUUUUAGGCUACACAGAAAGUACCAGUAUUUGCGAUGAUGUUUGUGUCUUGAGCGCUAGUGGAACCGCUGCGGUGUUGGGUUUCCAACACACAUCAACAACCGGGGAAUCUGCUGAUAACGUAGGGGGUUUACCAAUUCUACCAAAAAAUAAUACGAAUUCAAUGACCACAUCAUUAGACCGGAAUGAUUUCGAAAAAGAUAAAGACAAAGAUCGGGAGAAUAAAGAAAAACCCAAAGUUGAACACCCUACCAUGUGUACAACCAAACCCAAAACAGUACCAACUGUAAACGGGGCAAAUACAAGCCCAGAACGUGAAUCAACUCAACACUUGAAACCCGCCUGCUCGAUUACACAUCUGCCCUACGUCUCGAAUUCAAAACCGCUGAGAUCUUCUUCGAUUAAAUGUUGCACAUGCGGCGCGUAUAAAGUCCCUGAUAUGCUCAUUGCUACCAUUGAAAUACCUGAAGGUAUGCCCAAUUUCGGCAGGGGUUGUUUCAUUCAAUCGUACGUGUGUAGACCAUUGAAGGACCUCAAAGGCGAAUCGAACGCCAAGGAAAUUUCUGAUGGCCUACCAUUUCUCGAAUACGAACUACAUCGAUUCCUCAUAAAUAAAUUAAAAGUCAAAGGAAUGAAUGCGAUUUUCGGACUUAAAGUACGCAUAUCCAUCGGGGAGCGUAUGUUAAUCGGUAUUGCAACCGGAACAGCAGUGUUCCUUUCAUCAUUACCCCCACCACUGCUUCCUAAACUAGUCUCGGAUCGUACGACUGAUGAGAAAAAACUAACACAACUUCAAAAGGACCUGCAUGAUACGAUUAAACGAAAUAGGGAGAUUUAUCAACUUCGAUCGAUAGAAGAAGUUAAUGGUGAGUCUAAUAAAUUACUCUCAGAAUCAGAUGGGUCUGAAGAUGAAACACCUGGAUUAGACUUAGCUGUAGGCAACAAAGACUGUUGCAUACUAGAAGUGGAUGAUCCCGAUGAUGCAGACGUAUUAAAAUCCGUCCUGGAGCCAAGACCACCUGAUGGUUUUCAUGUAGUAAAUACCGAACAUGUACCAGGUUUAGAAGAUUUGGAAAUCGUCAAGAAUCUACAAAUGUUCACACAAAUCUGGCGUGCGAAAAUCCCACCACCUUUCGAUUUAGACAAACAUUUCCAUCGACUCCUACAGAGUGUUUACUUCAAACUAAGACGUAUGAUACCCUGCGCUCUAUGCGAUCUACAAUUUCGUGUGGACUCACCGGAACCAGACGAGAUACAAUUAUGUGUCGUUGGGAUGGCCCUAGGUCUAGGAGAUCCGUUAAGAAACGCCAAGAAACGAAAAACUGUCAUAACGAAACGUGUUGAUGAUGAUUUGAUCUUUAAUUUGGAAGAGGAUCAAAUCCCGGAACAUAGUGUUGCGCAAACACCACCAACUACACAUCUUUUGCAGACCCAAUCGUUGAAACAUCGCCAAAAAUCCCCAAUUCGCAAUAAAUUGCUAACGAAGCAACGCCACGUCCCGUACCGAGAGCGACACGGCGUUGACAUAACACCAUUGUCCUAUGUCCCCGGUGGAAAAAUCGAGAAAUACCUCGGGAAUUUAAACUUUUUCUUCAUACGCGAAACAACUUCACUACGAGAGGAAGGUGGUCUGAGUGGAUUCGUACAUAGUUUUGUGACGGAAAUUUUGGCGAUUGUUCGAGCGCACGUCACAGCACUGGGCGGCAAUGCAAUGGUGGCGUACUUCAUCACCGAGUGCGUGUUGAAUCACAACUUGCACAAAAAUCAGGGACAGUGUCUUAUCAAUGUCGGCGGGGACGUCGUCUACGUCUCGUAUUUUACCGAGGAUCAUUAAGAAAAACGCGAAUUUUACUGCGACUCUCUCGAAUAUUAAUUAAUUCCUAAAAUGUUAUUACCUCAAACAUCCAGUUCGAAUUACAGUAUGUACUUACACUUUGGAAUGUUCAUAACUUAUUUUAUUUGAGCCGUAAUGUUUAGAAAUAGAAAAUAUUAUAUAUUUUUCUAUCACUAUCAUGAAUUGUGAUUGUUACGCUAUUUUUCUUGUCGAUUUUGUCCAAUAAUUACGAAAUAAAUAUUUUAAAGGUUAAAUAAACAAA
This is a messenger RNA of Dalotia coriaria, 7152 nucleotides long. RefSeq lists its product as uncharacterized. Gene Ontology annotation, biological process: protein localization to plasma membrane; positive regulation of protein targeting to membrane; intracellular protein transmembrane transport. Gene Ontology annotation, cellular component: plasma membrane. The record is from RefSeq and is a predicted model, not a curated record. Gene Ontology annotation, molecular function: calcium-dependent phospholipid binding; calcium ion binding. NCBI's taxonomy places the organism in Eukaryota, Metazoa, Arthropoda, Insecta, Coleoptera, Staphylinidae. Bases 315 to 6890 code for a protein of 2191 amino acids. The transcript is spliced from 14 exons.